Molecule: messenger RNA, 2600 nt
Organism: Linum trigynum
Lineage: Eukaryota; Viridiplantae; Streptophyta; Magnoliopsida; Malpighiales; Linaceae
Source: the annotation of a GenBank genome assembly
CCUGAGGCUAUUCUCCAACGAUGAUUGAGUCCAUUAAGAACCGAUUUGGGCGGAUUUAUUCCUGGUCAAUUUUUGGCAGAUUCCAAAGGGGUACCAUCACAGAUUUCGGGCGAUUUAUCCGAAAUGCCAUUUUCUUUCGAUUCUGGAUGCUACAGAUCACGGAAUCAGGCCGAGGCUAUUCUCCACCGAUAAUGAAGUCUAUUGAUCCUAUUCUCCACGGCUGAUAAGUCCGUUAAGCAUCGAUUUGGGACCAUUUAUUUUCGGAUAGCAUUUUCGUAAUUUCUUGGGCUACGAAAGGCCAUUUUCAUUGGAUAUUGAAGGCUACAGAUCACGGAUUCGGCCUGAGGCAAUUCUCCAACGAUGAUUGAGUCCAUUAAGCAACGAUUUGGGCGGAUUUAUUCCUGGCCAAUUUUUGGCAGAUUCCAAAGGGGUACCAUCACAUAUUUCCGGCGAUUUAUUCGAAAUGUCAUUUUCAUUCGAUUCUGCAGGCUACAGAUCGUGGAAUCAGGCCGAGGCUAUUCUCCACCGAUAAUGAAGUCUAUUGAUCCUAUUCUCCACAAAUGAUAAGUCCGUUAAGCAUCGAUUUGGGCCAAUUUAUUUUCGGAUGACAUUUUCGUAAUUUCAUGGCUGACGAAAGGCCUUUUUCUCUGAAUAUUGAAGGCUACAGAUCACGGAUUCGGCCUGAGGCUAUUCUCCAACGAUUAUUGAGUCCAUUAAGCACCGAUUUGGGCGGAUUUACUCCUGGUCAAUUUUUGGCAGAUUCCAAAGGGGUACCAUCACAGAUUUCGGCCGAUUUAUCCGAAAUGCCAUUUUCUUUCGAUUAUGGAGGCUACAGAUCACGUAAUCAGGCCGAGGCUAUUCCCCACCGAUAAUGAAGUCUAUUGAUCCUAUUCUCCACGGAUGAUAAGUCCAUUAAGCAUCGAUUUGGGCCAAUUUAUUUUCGGAUGGCAUUUUCGUAAUUUCUUGGGCGAGAAAGGCCAUUUUCAUUGGAUAUUGAAGGCAACAGAUCACGGAUUCGGCCUGAGGCUAUUCUCCAACGAUGAUUGAGUCCAUUAAGCACCUAUUUGGACGGAUUUAUUCCGGGUCAAUUUUUGGAAGAUUCCAAAGGGGUACCAUCACCGAUUUCUGGCGAUUUUUCUGAAAUGCCAUUUUCUUUCGAUUUUGGAGGCUACAGAUCACAGAUUCAACCAGAGGCUAUUCUCCACCAAUAAUGAAGUCUAGUUAUCAUAUUCUCCGCAAAUGAUGAAGUCCGUUAAGCACCGAUUUGGGCAAAUUAUUUUGGGAAGACAUUUUAGUAAUGUUUAGAGAGAUUUUUUUCGAAAGGCCAUUUUUCUGGAAUUUUGAACGCUACAGAUCACGGAUUCUGCCUGAGGCUAUUCUUCAAUGAUGAUUAAGUCCAUUAGGCAUCGAUUUGGGUGGAUAUCUUCCGGGUCCAUUUUUGGCAGUUCCCAAAGGUUUACCAUCACUGAUUUCGGCAAAUUUUCUUUCAAUUUUGGAGGCUACAGAUCACAGAUUCAUCCUGAGGCUAUUCUCCAUCGAUAAUGAAGUCUAUUGAUCAUAUUCUCCGUAUAUUAUUAAGUCCAGUAGGCACCAAUUUGGGCAAAUUAAUUUUGGGAUGAGAUUUUCAUAAUUUUUAGGGUAAAUUUUUCGAAAGGCCAUUUUCCUUAGAUUUUGAAGGCUAGAGAUCAUGAAUUCGGCCUGAGGCUAUUCAUCAACGAUAAAUAAGACCAUUAAGUAGCGAUUUGGGCGGAUAUCUUCCGGUUCCAUUUUUGGCAGAUCCCAAAGGGUCACCAUCACCGAUUUCGGGCGAUUUUACCGAAAUGCCAUUUUCUUUCGAUUUUGGAGGCUACAGAUCACAGAUUCAACCCGAGGCUAUUCUCCACCAAUAAUGAAGUCUAUUGAUCAUAUUCUCCGAAAAUGAUUAAGUCCAUUAAGCACCGAUUUGAGCGAAUAAAUUUUUGGAUUGCAUUUUCAUAAUUUUUUAGCGAUUUUUUUAAAAGCGAUUUUCCUUGGAUUUUGAAGGCUACAUAUCACGAAUUCGGCCUGAGGCUAUUCAUCAACGAUAAUUAAGUCCAUUAAGCAGCGAUUUAGGCAUAUAUCUUUCGGGUCCAUUUUUGGCAGAUCGCAAAGGGGUACCAUCACCGAUUUCCGGCGAUUUUCCCGAAAUGCCAUUUUCUUUCGAUUUUGGAGGCUACAUAUCACAGAUUUAGCCCGAGGCUAUUCUCCACCGAUAAUGAAGUCUAUUAAUCAUAUUAUCCGCAAAUUAUUAAGUCCAUUAAGCACCAAUUUGGGCGAAAUAAUUUUAGGAUGACAUUUUCAUAAUUUUUUGGGUGAUUUUUUUCAAAAGUCCAUUUUCCUUGGAUUUUGAAAACUACAGAUCACGGAUUCGCCCUGAGGCUAUUCUUCAAAGAUGAUUAAGUCCAUUAAGCAACGAAUUGGGCGGAUAUCAUCCGGGUCCAUUUUUGACAGAUCCCAAAGGGGUACCAUCACCGAUUUCGGGCAAUUUUCCCGAAAUGCCAUUUUCUUUCGAUUUUGGAGGCUACAGAUCACAGAUUCAAACCGAGGCUAUUUUCCACAGAUAAUGAAGUCUAUUGAUCAUA